AUGGGGAAGCUCAACUACGCAGCGAAGAAGCGUAUCCCGCCUGGUAUCAGCUCCAAGGCUGCAGCACGCGACCCCCAUGUCGAGAUCGAUCUCACUGGCAAGGAACUCACUGACGAGGGGUUCGCUUUCUUCAUUGAUGAUCUCCUGGAGUGUAUCCAGUAUCGCGAUGAGGAACAUACCGAGGGUCUGGCUAGAGUGACUGAGCUCCACCUCCAGAAAAAUGAGCUUACUGCUCAGUCGCUGGCCAGGCUCGGUGAAGUGAUUGCCCUCAGUGCUGGCGACUUGCGAGAGCUUGAUCUUUCCCAAAAUGACAUUCGCGUCAAGACUCCUGAAGAGCAGAUGAUGUGGAGAGAUUUCCUCCUCUCGUUCAAGAACUGCUACAUGCUGAAGAAGCUUGACCUGGGAAGCAACCCACUUGGACCUGCUGGUAUUGAGAUCCUGGCUCGUGUCUACAUCAAGAGCGACCUUGACUUUCUUGAGACCGAUGCUGAUGCCAUCAUUGGUCCCCACGUCGACGAAACUACCGAUAUCGUCGAACAAGUUACUGCGCUCAAGAUUCGCCCCGAGAAGGAUAAAGAGAACGACGCUCCGAAAAAUCGUGCGAAGAAACUGCUUGGAAAGGCGAAGGCUCCUCGUCAGAAUGGCCACUCCAACACUGUGCCCAACGUGACCGAAUUGAAGCGCUAUGCUUGCACGCGCGGCCUUCGCUCGAUCCCCUACCUCAUCAUUACCGAUGUCUCCAUGACCAGCAGCAGCGCUGUGCAGCUCGCCAGCAUGCUUGUCAUCCAGCGGACUCAGGAGCAUCUUUUGAGCUUUCUUCCUGGUGGAAAAGCAGUGACUUUGCCUGACGCAGUCUCCGAGUGCAAGAGCAUUGUCUGGAAGCCCAACGACAGUCUCACUCCCCACGCGAAGCGCCUUCUCGAGGUAGUUGCAGCCAUCGGUGACUUACAGGGGGGCUCCGUCUCCGAAGAUGAGGAAUCUGACGACGCGGACGCUAAUUACGGGGAGACCGAUACCAUUGCACAGCGCAAACUGCAGAAGAAGAUGGACUUGGAGUACACCCGCUUGACCAAGCGUGUCCGCAUGGAGGCACUGAAGGUCGAAGGACUGCACAGCAUGGAGCUCUGGGCCACCUCUCUGAAGAUGAUGGUUAUCUCGCGUGUUCUUUUGCUUGACGACAAAGACCGCGCCGCCGGCGAGCCCUCUGACGAGUCGCUGACCGGUGAACAUGAAGAAACUACAGAGACCAUCAAAGAAUGCGAGGAGGAGCAUGUCGAUGAAUACGUCCAGAAUCACAUGCAGAACAAUAGCACCCUCAAGAUCGUCACCAGACAGAGCCCUCCUCCUUACUGUGUGCAGUCUCCAUCCCUGGGUCCCUUCCAGCCCGGCAGUGACAUUUUCGAGGAGCACUUCCCUGCCCUGCAGGCCCCUGUCAUCCGGCUAACCAGCAACGGCAAUCACCAGGCCGUCUCUGUCCACGAGAAGGAGAUCCCUAUCCAGGAGAAAGAGGCUACUCCGUCCGCGUCGUCGCUGUCCCCUUCUAAGGACACGGCCAAGGCAGGAAAAGGAAACCCUCGCGUCUCGAACGGCAAUAAACUCUUCCACAAGAAACACUGGCGCUUUGGUCUUCCACUGGAGCUCUGGCGCAGGGUCAUCGCCGAGGCUGUUGGUGCUGACGGCAUUUUGGACCUUCAGCAGCAGAUGCAAAUCAUGCGCUAUGCCUCCGAUUGGAACUCGGUUGAGUACGAGAUGACUAUUACUGGAGCUGAGGAUCACCAGCAGAUCUGGAAGAUCUUGGAGACGGUCAACUGCUUUACUUACAGUCCUUUAAAACGGCGGAGGACACACGCGGCUUGGGUAUGGCUUGGAGAGUUGGAGAGAUUGCAUGUAGCUAAUCGUUCAGGCGGAUAUUCAGGGAUUUGGCUUGGCAACAGUAGUGCGCGUGACACGCUCCGCCCACGCCUUGGGCGGAUUCCCGUGGGGAAACUCAACCUGCGGCACAUCCCUCCCCAGAAACCUACACAAUCAUCGGAACAUGCUGCUUAUACACCCAUUUCUCGUUCGCGACAGACCGCCCCUGAAAGGAACGCGGCAUCAUCGUCCGACACAUCGUCUGCCGGCUCCAGAACAACUCCGCGCAGAACCAGCUCCUGCAUCAGUCCCAAUCUACCGGCGGUACCACCCGUCGCGAUCGUGGCGGAAGUUGAGGGUCACCUUCGCGUCUGGGUGUGCGGCGAUGAGCUCCGGGGCGAACUCCGCCGCGAUCAGAUCGGUGACGCCCACGCAGUUGCCGAGGACGGUGUCGAAGUUGGGGCUGUGAGCUUGGUGGUGGUACCUGGGGUAGCGGGGUGGUGCAUCUCUUCGAGGAGUCGGUAG
Molecule: messenger RNA, 2376 nt
Organism: Aspergillus terreus NIH2624
Lineage: Eukaryota; Fungi; Ascomycota; Eurotiomycetes; Eurotiales; Aspergillaceae
Exons: 5
Coding region: 1-2376 (791 amino acids)
Molecular function (GO): protein binding
Source: RefSeq, a predicted model, not a curated record